Molecule: messenger RNA, 3409 nt
Organism: Syngnathus typhle (broad-nosed pipefish)
Lineage: Eukaryota; Metazoa; Chordata; Actinopteri; Syngnathiformes; Syngnathidae
Gene: rnf169
Product: ring finger protein 169
Exons: 5
Coding region: 986-2701 (571 amino acids)
Biological process (GO): double-strand break repair
Cellular component (GO): nucleus; site of double-strand break
Molecular function (GO): ubiquitin-protein transferase activity; nucleosome binding
Source: RefSeq, a predicted model, not a curated record
AGGACGUUGUGUAGUCGUUAGAGUAGGCCUCUUUGGCGUGGCGGAGAUGUUGGCCGGGAUACUUUGGCCAUCGCUGUCGCUCCUGCCAGACGAGCAAGAUUGGGCGCCAUGAUGGAAAGAGACGUUUGAAACCAUGUCGGUUGUUGAGGAUGGUGGUGAUGAUGAUAGCAGCUAUUUUUAGAAGGCUGAAAAUGCAGCAGUGCUCAUCAAUGUGAUUCUUUUGUCAUCUGCUUUUUCCCAUUCCAAUGACUGGGGUGGAUCAAAACAUAUUAGGUGAGGGCAACGUUCUAAAAAGAGGAGAUGAAUGCCAAGUAACAAGUGAAAUGUUGCGCUCGCUCGUACUUCAUUUCUUUUGAUAUCUAUUCCCUUCAUUUGCUGAUUUAUUCCUUUUUGUUAGUCACGCGAGCCAUUCUUCAACUAUACGCUGAAAUACGUUCAUCCUCAGUCAGGCACGAGGAUAAAAUAGUUCUUUGAAAAUGACAUCACAGUCAUGCAUCGAUGACGGCUCGGCUCAGCUCAGCUAUUUUGGAGGUGUGGCGAUGUGACGCUUACAAGCUGAGCCCAAGGCACUCUGCUGUCAUUUUCAAGCGACGCAAAAUGGCAACCGCCGACCGAGACGGGAGGAAAAAGUGCCAGCUAUUAUCAGCCACAAAUGUAAUAUGAAUCCGAUGGCUCUCACGAACAAAUUCUUGUCAACAAAAAAACGUGUCUUGACAAGAGGGUACCAUUAGUCGUAUGUUUGAUUUUUUUUCCAACCGAACCUUAUUGAAAUGGUAACUUUGACAAGAAAAAAAGCAUCGAAAACGCGACACAAAGAGCAGCCAGAGUGAUUUGAAAUAAAUGUUUGAAAUCAAGACGAGCGUGGAGGCGCGCGCGCGCACGCACACAGACAAAAGCUCACGCACACGCGUAUUUUCGAGACUUAGUGGAAGGAAGGGCGGGGUUUGUUUUGAACUCGAACGCUCAGCAGCAGUCACUGGGGAAGAUGGCGGCCGCGGUGACUGGCCGACGCUCCGGAAAGGCUGCGGCGGCGGCGGCGGCGCACACGGCGGCGCACACGGCGGCGGAUCCGGCGGCGGAUCCGGCGGCGGCCCGGGGAUCUCCUGUACUCGGAACCGUGUCGGCAAUCCACCGCAGCAGCGAGCCCAGUCGCCGCUCCUGCUCGGCCCGAUGGCGCCGGAGCACAGAGGCCGAGCGGAAAGGCGGCGGGGCGGCGGACGCCCGCGCCCGGCCAUCAGACGUGUUUGUUUGUCCGAGCGCCGUGCACAAGUCAACAGAGGGCUCGUCUUCAGGUCCCAACCUGACGCGCAAGCUGUCCUUGUGCGAGGAGCGGGAAGACGUGAGGAGGCGCGGCCUCCGCAAGGAUGAAAGCGGCUCGCCCCAACGCGGCCAAGAUUCUGGACUGCUCUUGUCCACGUUGCAGGGCGUCCUGUCUGACUCGGAGAACGAGGAGCCCGUGUCCAGGCGCAUCAGGAGGUUCUCGGCCUUUGUGAGAAGGAGCCGGACUUUGUCGGGCGUCGCCAGGUGCUCGCUCUCCGGCGCCCCCCUGGCCGGCCGGCCAGUUGGCUGGCCCAUGCUCGCCUGCCUCGACCUCAUACCUCUGUCCGUCUUCUUCAGUGGCGUGCAGAGGAGUCGCAGCUGCACGGAAGCCGGCGACAACGCGCGGGGGAAAACCAAGGGGGACGCCGACACGGUUCGGCUCUCUCGCCCCCAAGUGCCAUCGGAGUCCGCUCAAGACCUGGCUUCCUGCCGCGAAUGUCAGGCGGGGGCGGCUCACAGCUUCACAGCCGGAAUCCUCCUGUCGUCAGAGAACAGUCGGUCGGCCUCGGCGCCCGUCGGCGGCCCCGACCGGCGGCUGGCCCGGCGCGGCGGCGUGGCCGCACCGGCGCCGGCCGCGCCACCUGAGCGCUCGGUCAGCCCCGAGAGCAACGACAGCAUCUCGGAAGAGCUCAACCAUUUUAAGCCCAUCGUGUGCUCGCCCUGCACGCCGCCCAAACGGCUGGCGGACGGGCGCCGGCUGGAGCCCGCCGUGGUCAAGUCCACGCCCCGGAACCUGACGUGGCGCCUGCACAAGCCCACCAGCUACGAGGCCAGCCCCGCUGUGCUGCAGCGCUGGCGGCAGAUCGAGCUGGACCGCCAGAGCUUUAAGGUGAACUCCAAGGGCACGCUGACCAGCCCCGUCACGGACAUGCUGGAGGGCGGUGGCGUGCCGCCACCUUCCAACAACAAGCGGAAGCUGCUCUUUGAUCCUCCCGGCCCGGAUGGCUGCUCCCUCAAGAUCCGCGUGCCCGCCGUCCGCUACUGUGGCAACUUUCCCUCGCGCGGCAGCGAUGCUGAACUGGAGUCGGGGGCCGGCGUCAGCGCCUUGUUUGGACGCAGACAUUCCUUCUCCCCGUACGCCCACGGCUCAAGCUUCCAGUCGUGCAAGCUGGCGGCAAAGGGCUCGUUGAGCCCCCGCAAGGAAACGGCUGCCUCCAAGCGAAGCAGGACGACCAAACACCAGGCCGCCGCCGCCGCCGCCGCCGCCCCCCGAGUCUGCCAGGAGAGGAAGGACCGGGCUUUCGCCCUCAAGCUGCAAAGACAGUUUGAGAGGGAGCGCGCCCCCACGGGGGACAAGUAUUUCUUACGCUCCUGGAUGGCCAAUCACAGCUGCAGGAGGCUCGGCCUGCGACGCUCGCGCCGUAUCAACCAGCAGCGUUAGCUGACACCGUGAUGUACUUUGAGGGCGCCGCUGUCGCGGCAAAACCCCCCCCAGUUUUUGUCAAUGAAGAAUGUACCGCGAUCAGGAUGGGGCCGAGUAGUAAUAGUGCAGUAUUGCAAACUUCCUCGACACCAAAUAUUUUAGUUGUGAUUCAUGGAAAUACAUUUAGUGGAACCCCAAAAUUUAAACUUCGCGUAAACUCAUUUACUAAGGUGAAGUGAGCCAAUGAUUUCAUUCAUUCAUUCAUUCAUCAUCUUAUCCUCACCAGGUUGCCCCCGAAGCGGUCGCCAGCCAAUGACGGGGAACAUGUCGACAAAUGGCCAUACACGCCCAUACUCUCGCCUAUGCUCAUCCGAUGACUGCGCUCACGCCAAAGCGCAAUUUAUAAAUAAGGUUUACUUCACCUGAAGAAAUAUCCUUGCAUGAAGUGAAUAGUUUCAGGUUGCGCUGUAGUUGUUGUUGCUUUUUCUUUCAUGAAUCAAAGUUAAAAUGUUAGAUGUGGAACCCCCCACCCCCCCUCCCACACACGGUCAUUCAUUUGAUGUUUCUUUUUUUCCAGUCUGCAAAACUUCUCUAUCUCAUUUGCUGCACAUUGUGAAUUUGUUUUUUGUUCCAAUGAGAUCACAUCCUCAGCUGAAGGUCUCCUUUUCUCGACACAAGCCAGCUUUAAUGUACUUUCUAUGACGAAAUAAUGAUGAUUAUUAGUUA